This is a messenger RNA of Esox lucius (northern pike), 2170 nucleotides long. RefSeq names its product galactose mutarotase (gene galm). The record is from RefSeq and is a predicted model, not a curated record. Gene Ontology annotation, biological process: glucose metabolic process; beta-D-galactose catabolic process via UDP-galactose, Leloir pathway. Lineage: Eukaryota; Metazoa; Chordata; Actinopteri; Esociformes; Esocidae. The transcript is spliced from 7 exons. The coding region runs from base 230 to 1255 and encodes 341 amino acids. Gene Ontology annotation, molecular function: carbohydrate binding; aldose 1-epimerase activity.
UGUAAGUUUAUAAACAUUGUGAAGUGUAUUUGAGUGCAAGGUCCGUGCGCGUGUUGACAUUUUAAUGUGUUAGUUUGGUAACCCUGGCCAUUACGGGUGGAAUACAACGACAUUUCAUUAGAAUACUUUAAUAAGCUGUUUCUUUGAGUCUGACAAUUCGUUCCGUUUACAAUAAGAGCUCAUGAGACAUUGUAACUAUCUUAGACAACGUAAAGUCAAACUUUGAGGUAUGGCUCUGGUAUUAAAGGAGAACUUCGGUGAAGUACCUGGAGAAGGACAUGUGGAGAAGUGGACCCUAAUAUCUUCCAACGUCACCGUGGAAAUCAUAACACUAGGAUGCAUCAUAACAGCCAUCAAAUGUAAAGAUAAGAAUGGAGACGUAAAUGAUGUCGUUUUGGGUUAUGAUGAUCUUCAGGACUAUCUGGCCAACCCCCGGUACUUUGGUGCUGUUGUCGGUCGGGUAGCCAAUAGGAUUGCUAAAGGCAGAUUUGUGGUAGAUGGCAAAGAGUAUAAACUGGCCAUCAAUAAUGGACCAAAUGCUCUCCACGGAGGACUAAGGGGCUUCAGCAAGGUGAUAUGGACGAGUGAGGGUGUGGAAGGAGGAGUUCGUCUGACUCUCACUAGCCCAGACGGUGACCAGGGUUACCCAGGGGAGGUUCAGGCCUCUGUCACAUACACCCUGGAUGGGGACACACUGAGCAUCCAGUACCAGGCCCGUACAACUAAAACCACUCCCAUUAACCUCACCAACCACUCCUACUUUAACCUGGCUGGACAGGGCUCGGAUGACAUAUAUGACCAUGAAGUCUCCAUCAGUGCCCAAGCAUAUCUGCCUGUGGAUGACAACAUGAUUCCAACUGGAGAGGUCAAACCAACGGAAAAUACACCCUUUGACCUCCGGGGGCCCGUUCUGAUUGGCCAACGUUUGAAGGAAGUACCUGGGCCUGGUUUUGACCAUAACUUCUGUCUGUCUUCAGCUGGGGAUGAGCGAGUGUGUGCAAGAGUGUUUCAUCCAGCAAGUGGGCGUAGUCUGGAGGUCAGCACCACCCAGCCCGGCGUCCAAUUCUACACAGCCAAUUUCCUGGAUGGCUCUUUCAAAGGGAAGGGGGGGGCCUCCUACCCUAAACACAGUGCCUUCUGCCUGGAGACACAGAACUGGCCCGAUGCUGUUAACCAGGCCUCCUUCCCCGACACCUUGCUGAGACCAGGGGAGGAGUACCGUCACAUCACCCGCUUCGUCUUCUCCACAGCCUGAUGAUGAGGCCCGUGUCUGCCUCCUGCUGUGGCCGACAAGUCAGAAGCCUGACCCCUGAUGAUGAGCGGGUCCUUUGUGAAAGGAGGGACAACGGAAAACAACGUCUAAAAUCCGAGGGAUGAUUUUGAAAAAGAGUUGGACAGGUGAUAAUGUUACAUGGUAAAUAAAAUGUAAAUGAUGACGAUGAGUGGCUCCAUAUUAAUGGAAGUUGACUAACAUUGGGAUUUAAUUAAGCAUGGCGAUUUCAACUAGAUUCAUGUGGCAUUAAGUUUGAGUUUUUCAAAUUAGGCACUACAUAGUACUUUUAACCCAACCUAAUUAUACUUGCAUACAUUUUUCACUAUGGUUCUUUUGUGCUGUUACUUGUGUGUAUUAUCCCUGGAGUGUAUUCAUUUAGUGUCUCAUUGAUAUUCACUCGAAUGAUUAUGGGACUCAUGUUAAAUGCAAUUUAAUGAAAACAACCAUUCAAUUACCACUUCAACGUUAAUGUGUUUCUAGUCAUUGAACAUUCAAGACAUUAGAUUUGUGGGACGCUUAUGUUCUUUUCUUUGCUUUCUACUUUUGUGUACCUCUGGCCAUUGUUUCCUCUGGCCUUUAUUUAGUCCAGAUUUCUGACUUCACGAUGAACGCUCUUAAGAGGGGGGAAAUGGGAGUGUACUAAGACGUUACAACUAGAAUGCACUUCGAAGCAUUGGUGUAACAUGUAAUGAUAUCAUUGAGUUCUUUGUGUUGCAAUUCCAUUAACGCCUGAACUGAAUGUGUUUGAAUGGAUCCAUAUAAUAUUACAUGAACUUAUUCCUGUUGUUUCCUACCCAAAAAGUCCUCAAUAUGUUUCACACAGCUGAAUGGAAGGACCUUCCCAUGCCGCCGUUUGGGCCACUAAAUAAAUAGUGCUUUUGACUUUGAGUUAAUUGA